Molecule: messenger RNA, 831 nt
Organism: Ctenocephalides felis (cat flea)
Lineage: Eukaryota; Metazoa; Arthropoda; Insecta; Siphonaptera; Pulicidae
Product: polycystic kidney disease protein 1-like 3
Exons: 1
Coding region: 1-831 (276 amino acids)
Source: RefSeq, a predicted model, not a curated record
AUGACAAAACAUAAUAAACCAACCAAGCCAACACCCAGCACUCCACCAAAGUCCGUUUCUGCAGUUGACCCAAAUAUUCAGGCUGGGACCAGCAGACCUGCUUCGAUCACCAAAACGAGACCUAAAACUGCAGUAACCACAUUAACGACCAGGAAUAUAACCCCCCCUCCAGCCUCUAGCUCUCAAAUUAUGACAAGAUCAAGAACUAGAGCCGCGAGUGUGCCUCCAUCAGACCAAAGUCAGAAGGGUGGUAGGGUUAUUUGGAGAACGAAAAGCGCGACUUUAGACACAACAGGCGGAAGCCCGGAAUUCACCGCAGCUGAAAUAUCAUCACCAAAACCUAAUCCGCCAGGACUAUUACGCGAAGAAACGGGCGACAAUAUUACGCUGUGGCCCAGUCCAAUGGAAAUAAUCACAAAUAGAACGAGCGGGAAAAAGCUGCCCACCAUUUCAGAGACGCCACCGGAGCCGAAAACACCAGUUUUGCUACCCGGAACAUUAAACAAUGAAAUCCCGACGCGGCCUAAUUUAACAGCGAGAAGAGGCAAAUCAAGCGGAGGACGAGAAUCCACCACGGUUGAGAUUUCAUCAGAACUCAAUCCACCAGGACAACUGCACGAGGAAACCGGCAAAAAUAUUCCGCUGUGGCCCAGCCCAAUAGAAGUCACCACAACUAGGACAAGCGGAAGCCAAUUGCCUACCACAGCAGAGAUGCCACCGGAGCUGGAACCGCCAGCAUUACUACCCGGAAUAGUAGACGAUGAAAUUCCAAUGUGGCCUAGCUUAAUAGCGAGAAGAGUAGCAACUGAGAAAUACAUCCGAAACAAAUGA